Drosophila subobscura is the source of this 4454-nucleotide messenger RNA. Its product is annotated as membralin. The coding region runs from base 310 to 3189 and encodes 959 amino acids. The record is from RefSeq and is a predicted model, not a curated record. Lineage: Eukaryota; Metazoa; Arthropoda; Insecta; Diptera; Drosophilidae. Gene Ontology annotation, biological process: response to endoplasmic reticulum stress; positive regulation of ERAD pathway. The transcript is spliced from 14 exons. Gene Ontology annotation, cellular component: endoplasmic reticulum.
GGGCAGUUAUCGCACAAAAGUAUCGAUUACAAAUAAACUAUCAGCUAUAUAUUCAACAUCCCAUCUCUAAUUCGCAACAAUAAUGCAGGGGGAUUGCCUGGGGCAGUGACGAUGUUGCAAACGAUGAGGCACAACACGCAUAUGAAAAAUUAAGCCAAGCAGAAACACAACACCAAGAAACAACAACCACAACACAGCGGAGUUAUUUUCGGUCGCAAUUCAGAGAUUGCGGAAGCUACGGCCCAGACCAGACACGGAAGCUAUUCUUAACACUCGACCCUCUCUCUCAAGAUCAAGCCCUGAGGAGCCAUGGCCGCGGUGCUGCCCGAGAACGCAGCCGAAAUUGCCGUUGCCAAUGAAAUCAAUAACAUCAACGGUAACCCGAAUGGAAAUGCAAAUGGAAAUGGGAACGGGAACGCAAACGCCAACGCGCGUAAUCGCGGCCUGGGGGGAGGCGCUGGACAGAACAAUAUGAUGAACAUGCGGGAUCGGCUUUUCCAUGCGAUCUACUUUCGAGCGGCGGCAGCGUAUGCGGAGUUGGUGCCACGGAAGGUGCAGCUGACCAUCGAGUUUUUGCUGCUAGCCAAAGCACUGGUGUUCUUCUUCACCCUCGUCUAUGUGCAUCACGCCUUCAUCAAGAAUCCCUGCACCUGUCUGCAGGAGGUGCAGAACUGGCCGCGAGAAGGUGUCAUCAGAGUGGAGAUUAUUCCCCAUCUGGCGGAGAAGCGAGCCAUUUGGCAGAGCAUCAAGCAGGAUCAGCAGGUUGUUCGCUCCCUAAAAGAUUCAUACUACUAUGACGUGGGCCCUCAGACGCUGGACAACUACAACAGACUAAAGCGCUAUGAGGCGAUCCUGCGCAAGCUGGGCUUGCCCGUUCGCCCCACCUUUGCCUACAGCAACGAGACCCUGUACUAUUACUUCGAUGCCAUCAACAUACUCGACACCUACGACCACCCCAACGCCAUACAGCUCAAGAACGAAGACGAUGAUGAUGAGCAGUAUAUUGUCGAGUAUUCGCUGGAAUAUGGACACCUGCGCCUCUCUUCGGCCACCCGCAAGCGGCUACAAAUACCCGUGCUCACAGUGCAAUUGGAUCCCAACACAAACGAGUGUUUCGGCGAUAGAUUAACGCGCUACUUGCUCAAGCGUCUGCUGGGCUACGAUGACUUACUGAUGGCCGCUGUUCGCACCAUAGCAGAGAAGGAGGAGAACAAGGGCUAUUUACGCAAUGUGAUCACUGGCGAGCACUAUCGCUUUGUGUCCAUGUGGUGGGCUGCUUGGAGCAGCUAUCCGGCUGCCUUUUCUGUGAUGUUACUGUUUACUUUCUCCGUUUCCAUGCUGCUGCGGUACUCGCAUCAUCAGAUCUUUGUCUUUAUAGUGGAUCUGCUGCAAAUGCUGGAGUACAAUGUGUCUGCUAGGUUCCCCAUUGCUCCGCUACUGACUGUUAUCCUGGCACUCGUAGGAAUGGAGGCCAUCAUGUCGGAGUUCUUCAAUGACACUACAACGGCCUUUUACAUCAUACUGAUUGUUUGGAUUGCGGAUCAAUACGAUGCCAUAUGCUGUCACACCAGCAUCACCAAGCGUCAUUGGCUCAGGUUCUUCUAUCUGUACCAUUUUGCAUUCUAUGCGUAUCACUACCGGUUCAGUGGACAGUACAGGACAUUGGCACUGCUCUCGUCGUACCUUUUCAUUCAGCACUCGAUGGUGUUCUUCUUCCAUCGGUAUGAGCUGCCUGCCAUCAUGGCCCAGCAUCAGGUCUUCAUCAUCACACGCAACCAGGUGAACCCGCUUGCCGGUGCCGCUGCAGGAGCAGGAGCAGCAGCAGGAGCAGGAGGAGGAGGAGGAGUGGCUGCAGCCAGAGCUGUACCUGUACCCGGGGAACAGCAGGCGGCCUUUCAACGUGUUAUCCACAUUAUGAACCGUCUUUUCAGUCAACUGGGUGCACAGCGUCAGCAACGUCAGCACCUGCAACCGAACCUGCAGCCGAACCAGCAGCCAGUGGAACCCCAGAGGCCUGCUGCCGUGGCCGUUGCUCUGGCCAAUUUAAGGCGUCUGCCCUUGGUUGGGCAGCUGUUGCAGCGUCGCGACCAGUUUCCCACCGUGCGGCGCGUCUUUGUCGGUCACGGCGGCAACGGUCGAAUGAUGCAUGUCCUCUUGCAGCGAGUCAAUGUGGCCGACAUGCCGGAAUUGCGCAAUCAGGUGCAAGCCAUUGCUGCUGCCGCCGCGGCCGCCGCCGCAAACCAGAGGGCAGCAGCAGCUGCAGUAGCGCAGGGUGGACAGGCUCCAGCAGCAGAACCGGCAGCAGCCUCCACCUCAGCCGAAACAGCAUCAGCAGAUGUCGAAACAAAUCAGGGACGCAAGGAGCCGACAAGAGGCAUAAAUGAUGCAGCAGCAGCAGCAGCAGGAGCAGGAGCAGCCCAAGGAAACGACAGGCAGGAAGAUGAAGCUGAAACUGGGGGGGGCGGACAAAAGCCGGGCGUGUCCAAGGCGCUGGAAAAUCCAAAUUCCGUUGCGGCGGAUAUUAUAAAUGUGUCGGAUAAAACUACUGGAAAACCAGUAGUGGGUGGAGUGGCUGCCACUCAACAACCAAAUAAGGAGCUUACGACCCGAACAGGAACAGGAAACGGUACCAAGACCGGAAUCGAAACCCACAUCCACGUCCACUCGGUGUCCCAAUCGCUGUCCCAGCCAAAGGCAAAGCAAUUAGAAAAUAAUUUGCCAGAGUUUCUGAAAGCCGAGGGGGGACUGACAGCAGCGGCAUCAGGUGAAAAGCAAAGCUGUCCACUAGAAGCUCAUGCUAUUAUGAAUGACCAGCAGGAGAAUAACAAGCCGGACGAGGCAGCAACAGCAGCACAAGUAGCAACAACAUCAGCAGCUGCCACGUCAAAAGAAUCAACAGACGAUGGGGCUGUAGCUGGAGCUGGAGCAGCAGCAGCAGCGGCAGCCUGGCCAAUGAUGGAUGACAGGCAAACAGUUGAUUUUAUAGGAGGCGACAGCCCAACGUCAACAGCAAAUUGCCAACUCAAUGCUGGCCCAAACCACAAGGCAAAGCACGAGAUGGAGAUGGUGGAGCAACAGGAGCAGAAAGAACAUCAGCAGCUAAUGAAAACUCCGCAACAUACAUCAAACCAAGUGACAACAGCAGCAGCAGCAGCAGCAACAUCAGCAGCAGAAGCAACAGCAGAAUAAGCAACGCAUUAACGGCAAGGCCCUAACCUCCCCCCGGGGCCAACCUGCACCCUGCACCCUGUACCCACUACCUAUCCUAUCCAUUCAAGCCCCCAACCCGCCCCUUUUGCCUUCAACCGACAUAACUAACCGCAUAACUAGAUGUUAUACAUAAAAGAGAUAGUAAAUUUGUAGAUAAUUUGUCUGGUGUACUUAUGUCUGGAGAUCAGCCACGACUCACUGCCCGCCCGCCCUUAUCCGUUCUAAGUAUCUGUCUGUAUGUGUUUGCGUGUGUGUGGGUGAGCGUGUGUGUGAGUGCGUGAGCGGGAGUGGGAGUGGGUAGUGCGUGGAUAUUGAUGUGGUUGCGGGUGUGAGCGCGUGUGUGAACUAGACAGAACUCAAAGGUUGACUGCUGCUGCCUGGACUGCAGUGACUGCAGGCAAACUGUGUUACAAUGUUGGGGGGGGAAGUCCUCUUUUAAUUAGGCCAAUAUAAAGUCUUUCUGCACCCAUACAUGCACAAGUGUAUGUAUACACAACAACCCACACACAGACACACGCAAGCUAGUCGCUUUUGUAGCCUUAACUUUUCGCCAACCUUCUGUUGGCUGCUUCAUCGAGCAAAAUUCGCUGGCAAUUUUUAAUUAAUUUUUUCACUCCCAACCUCCCAGGGAAUCCACAAUCCCUCUAGGCCGCACCGCAUCUACGCAAUGGAAGGAAGGGCGGACCGGCAAAACCUUUCCUGGCCCUGCUGCUUAUUUUGAGCACUUUUUUCCAUGGCCUGAAAUGUCAUUAAAUGUCAAUUGCAAAAUAUUUUGUUUGUUUGCUUUGAACAUCAUUUGGAAUUGCUACAGCAAACACACUGUGAAUAAAACCAUGAAAGUUUAAUUAAAUUCGUAAUACAAGCUCUUUAUUGGAUCACAAUUGAGUCAAACAAAAUCAAAGUUCGAUUUUCUUAGCAACUUUUACACUUUUAAUCCAUUUCCUCCGAAGUGCGAGUGGACUUCUAGCAACAGCAACAGCAAACUGCUAGCAAUUAUGUAUAAUUGUGCGAGUACGAUUGUAUUUGUCUGAUGUGCAAUGAGUGUGUGAGGUUGUUGGAGACUAUGCAAUAGGCCUAGGAUCUGGGACUAUUCAAUAAGCAAUUGAGCAUGGACGAUGCCCGAGAACGGGUUACGAGUAUAAUUCUUAACUAUUAAUACUUAACUUACACCAGUAGCUAUGACUAUUUGCUAUUGCUACAAGAAUGUUAUUUCCUAAUGUGUAAAAAUAUACGAAAUACAACUA